UAGUGACCUCCAGUGUACACUGUGACAACAGGAAAGGAACGAUGCGCGGGUCUCGCAGCGCACAUGAUGCGUCUGAUAUAUAGGUUUACCCGUUUAAUAUCGAUUGCUGAAAUAAUCAAAUUGCAUGCCAUAAAUCAUAAUGGGCCUUUUGUCAUUUCUUACGCGGACAACAACUGUAUCUGGCACACAACUUGCACAUGAGGUGAUUAUGAUAAAGAUAAAACUUGGAUGAGAAGAGAAACGUAACAUACUCGAGAAGUUGUUUUCAAAAAUAACAAUAACGGUGACAUAAUGGUCAACACUUGCCAUUACUGGAAUGAGAACGACACCUCGUCCGCAGAAAAACGCAGCGGGGCAUUACCGUCGUCUCUUUACGCAUGCUUUCCCCUUUCCAUGUUAGGGGCGGGUCGGAAUUGAGUUAGUUUAAUGCGAAGAACACGUGGAUAUUGCGCUGUUGGCAGGACUCUGAUGUUCAGCAAGGGCAGUUCGCCGCGAAGCCGAAGCAGUGCGUCGAAACGGGGGAGACGCCGAGGACGCGCGGAUUUAAAGACAGUUUAAAAGAAAUGACCGGAUCGAACGUAUGACGGGAUGUUUCUUCCGAAGUCAUUUCACUUCCACGUUAGUUUGAUGAAACGCGCUUCAGCUGAUGGACGAAGCAAGGGCUCAAACUGCGAUAACGCGCAGGUAAAAGAACGGACAACCCCAGGACCAAAAUGAAUAUCUCCGACAGAAAUGUGAAAUUGCACGGAGUAGUAGCUACGUCGGGUGACUAACGUUGUAGAAUAAACAUUUUUGGAAUACGUAAAGCGAACGCCCCCCAAAAUAUCAAACAAUAUGGAUUUCUUAAAUUUCUCCAGUGGGAUCAACGCUUCGCCCGUAAUAAAUGUUAAUUCCUCGUCUGAGGAAGGUCAGUACUCUCUGGCGACCAUCGCAGGACUUGCGGCACUUGUGAGCUUUCUCAUUGUGUUCACUAUAGUGGGAAACGUCUUGGUUGUCAUCGCGGUCCUAACGAGCAGAGCACUGAAACCGCCGCAAAAUUUGUUCUUAGUUUCUCUGGCGAGCGCAGACAUUCUGGUGGCCACCUUGGUGAUGCCGUUUUCCCUGGCCAACGAACUCAUGGGUUAUUGGUUUUUCGGGAAAGUUUGGUGCGAUAUAUAUUUGGCAUUAGACGUUUUGUUUUGCACGUCGUCCAUCGUGCAUCUGUGCGCAAUCAGCUUAGACAGAUACUGGUCUGUUACACAGGCGGUUGAAUACAACCUAAAAAGGACACCCAAACGAGUGAAAUGCAUGAUAGUUGUAGUUUGGCUAAUCUCUGCAGUGAUAUCAUUCCCGCCAUUAAUAUCGAUGGACAGAAACAACGACGACGCUCUGAACCCCCAGUGCGAGCUGAAUGACGAUACGUGGUAUAUCCUCUCCUCCAGCAUAGGUUCGUUCUUCGCCCCUUGCGUUAUCAUGAUACUGGUGUACAUAAGAAUUUACCAAGUGGCCAAAACCAGAACGAGGACAAUGUCCGAGAAAAAACAAGGGACCGACGGCUCUUCGCCCGCCGAGAACGGACUGGGUAAGACCAACUCCUGCAAAGUGAACGGCGAGAAGGAGAACGGGCACUGUUCGUCGAAGGAACAGAGACUGGGUGAGGAGGACGAGAUAGACCUGGAGGACAGCAGCUCGUCCGAAGGCAAAGGCAAGAAAACGAGGGACCUGAGCUCCAGACGGGACCGGCGGAGCAGCCGAAAGAACAGCUCCCUGUCCAAACAUUCCAGUCGGCUGUCCAGAGCUAGCAACAAAUCAAUGGACCUCUUCUCGUCCAGGCGCAAGAGAAGAAACACGGUCUCCAGGAAGAAGAUCUCUCAGGCGAGAGAGAAGCGUUUUACUUUCGUGUUGGCAGUGGUCAUGGGAGUCUUCGUGGUCUGCUGGUUCCCGUUUUUCUUCAGUUACAGCCUGUACGGCGUCUGCAGGGAGAGAUGCGCUAUCCCGGACCCGCUGUUUAAGUUCUUUUUCUGGAUUGGCUACUGCAACAGCUCACUCAACCCUGUCAUUUACACCAUCUUCAACCAGGACUUCCGAAGGGCUUUCCAAAAGAUUCUCUGCAAAUCAUGGAAAAAAUCUUUUUAAACGGCUUUUGACAGUCACGGUAACUUGUGUUACAACUUGCUUGCGCUACUGAACAAUAAAAGCGAAAAACAAGCAGAAACUAAAAUUAAACAAAUAAACAAUGCAUUGAGGGGCGAAUGAAUUCUACUGAUAUAUUGACCCUGAUAAUCUAAACACGAUCAGUGUAAGUUAAGAUAUGAAAACGUUCGUUUUAAAGAGUUGUUUUUAACUCUUGUUGAUAAACGUGAAGAACCUGCUCUGUUUUACUGUUACAGUCACACAUUGUUGCUGUGAAUCAGCGAAACAUGCUUUACACUGUCUGUAUUAAACAUGUUUUUUCUGAUGAGUUUUGUACGGGCAAUGCUAAAUAUGAAGAGGCGAUUUCAUAUUAACCACCUUUGCACAUGUCGCUUUGCUUUUUUGUGACUUGGAAACGCGGUUAUGUGUGAGGCUCGUUUCUUUCCCUGACGUGACGACUGUGUGGCCCGGCCCACUGGGUGGCGGAUUGUGUCACCUGUCAAUCCAGCGCACAAGGCAGCCUACAGCGCGAUAAAUGUGUCUGAAAUGCUCACCGUGCUUGGGGACUGCACAUCGAUAGCAGGACCGCGAAGAAGGCGGGAUCCGAAUAGUUAUACUUUGUGGUUCGACCUGUUAUUUGUGUAGCAUAUUUAUUUAUUUUCACUGAACGCCAUCUAAUAAAUAUGAAGACAAUGUG
Messenger RNA from Anguilla anguilla (European eel), 2809 nucleotides. It is a transcript of the gene adra2c, whose product is annotated as adrenoceptor alpha 2C. Lineage: Eukaryota; Metazoa; Chordata; Actinopteri; Anguilliformes; Anguillidae. Gene Ontology annotation, biological process: regulation of vasoconstriction; platelet activation; adenylate cyclase-activating adrenergic receptor signaling pathway. The transcript has a single exon. Gene Ontology annotation, molecular function: alpha2-adrenergic receptor activity. The coding region runs from base 835 to 2115 and encodes 426 amino acids. Gene Ontology annotation, cellular component: membrane. The record is from RefSeq and is a predicted model, not a curated record.